CUUACCCUGGUGUCCCCCUCCUUCUGUCUACCUUUUAUAUAUACUCGUAUUUUUCUGUAUGCUUUAGAACCCUAAAAUUAUCUGUACUCGUUCGCUGUCAUCGUCGUAAAACCCUAUCUAUCUCAGUCGCUUUUCUUUUUUCCUUCACUAAAUGGAGUUCUGGGGCGCUGAGGUCAAAAGUGGACAGCCUCUAGCUGUGGAGCUGGGCAUGGACAGGAUUUUGCAUCUUUCUCAGGCCAAUAUUGGUGAGGUUAAGAAAGAGAAAGGUCAUGAAUCUAUUUGUUUGUACGUCACUGUUGAUGAUAAAAAAUAUGUUCUUGCUACACUCAACACUGAGAAGCUGCCACAGCAACAAUUUGACUUGUAUUUUGAGAGAGACAUUACAAUAUCACACAACUGGAAAAAUGGAAGUGUCUACUUUCAUGGAUACGUGGGUUCAGAUGAAAUUAGCGAUGAUGAAGAUGAUACAGAUAUUGAAGAACCUCUCCAAAUGGAAACCAAAGCAGCUAAUGGCAAACCCAACGUUUCUGUUGUCCAAAAGGAAGGUGCUGCCAAGGUUUCUGCUGCAGGUAAGAAGGUGAAAAUUUCGGAACCCAAGAAAGGAGUGGAGGAUGACAAAGAAGAUGAAAGCAGCGAGGAAGAAGAUGAAAUGGAAGAUGAUGAUGAAGAUUCUGACUCAGGAGCAUCAAUUGAGGAUGAAAGUGAUUCUGAAGAAGAGGAUUCAGAAGAAGAGGAGAAAGAGGAAACACCUAAAAAGGUUGAAAGUGGCAAGAAAAGACAGGCUGAAUCUUCUGCAAAGAAAACACCAGCUCCUGCCAAAAAAGUCAAAUUGACUACUCCCCAGCAGAAAACUGAUGGGAAGAAGGGUAAUACACAUGUAGCUACACCACAUCCUUCAAAGAAAGCUGACAAGACUCCUGUUGCUCAGAAGACUCCAAAAUCAGGAGGUUCUCAUCAAUGCAAAGAAUGCAAUAGGUCUUUUGGCUCUGAAAGUGCUCUGGGUUCCCACUCACAAGCCAAGCAUAGUGCUGGAAAGUAAAUUUGACCUCCACCCAGAGACAGGAGUAUUUAUAGGCAGUUCGAGACUUUUCUUUGUUCCCGCGGUUAUAAUAUUAAUGGAGGGAGGCGAUUUAGUAUGUUUUGGUUCCAGCAACUCUCUUUGUUAGUUCUAAUUUUGCUAUUGGAGUGGGGUAUUCAAACUUUUAUAUUGUUUUGUUCUGUUAUGAUGGGAUGUGAUCAAUCAAGUGAAUGGCUAUUUAUUCCAAAACUUUUUCGUCCUUGCUUUUACGUAAUCUACAAUUUAUUUUACAGACUGGCAAUGCAUAUCAGUAUACGUAGACAAUAUAAACAGAAAAAAGCAAUUCUUGUGCUACUACGUAAGUAGGGUUGCAAAUGAGUUAGCGGAGCUUAAAUAUGUGUAAGUUUGGAUUUGGCAAGAAUUAAAUGUUUUUACUAAAUAAUUUG
Messenger RNA from Cuscuta europaea, 1464 nucleotides. Lineage: Eukaryota; Viridiplantae; Streptophyta; Magnoliopsida; Solanales; Convolvulaceae. The record is from the annotation of a GenBank genome assembly.